AUCUUAUAUCUGUGGUGAUCGUCGUCAUUGAAUCGCAUUUUUGUUAACAACAAAUUUCAAAACAUUGAAUUUAGAGAUAAAAAUUGUUUUAGCCGCUGCAUUGAGUUUUAAUUUAUUGUUUACGAUAUAAUACUAUAUUAAAAAUUUAUCAUUAUCAGUUAUGGAAUAUGAUACAAGUCAACCAUCACCUCCAGGCGUGAGGAAUACUGCGUUUCAAUGUAAAAGCGAUGAAUCCAAAAUUAACACUCCUCCAAGAACUUCUUUCUCCAAUAUGCUUCCAACUCCUAAAGGUGUGGAAAAUGCAAAGAAACGCCUGCGAGCAUUUUCUAUUCAAAAAAAGACUCCUAUUACUCCAAUUAUAGCACCCAGGCCUGCUGGGUCCGGCAAUACAAUGGUGUUAAUUGGGAAGCUGAGUGGAGUAAAGCCAACUCUAAAACGCGAAGAAGACCCUGACCCUAAAGUUCCCAAACUUCCUAAACCACCAAAACCUGGUUCAGAAAGAAAGGCUUGGCAAGAUACCUAUUCAGAGUUGCAACGACGGACACAAGCGGAUAUUGAAGAUAUGAAGAGAAAGAUGGAGUUAGUUGAUCUUGGGAUCCCAUUGGGCCUGAUAUGUCCAUCAUCUACUAGUGAUACUGCAAUGCCCACAAAGGCUAUGCCACCCAUUAAGUCUUUUAUAGAUCCAACCAAAGUAGAUGAAUUAAUUCGUGAAGCUAAAAAAGCCAAACUGGAGGGAAAGCCUUUCAAAUUUGACUACAGAAAGUUACUGCCUGACUAUGAUAAUCCAUUUCAAAGAAAAAAAGACGAAAAAGAAGAGAAGGAUAAGAAACACAAUCGGCGGAAAGGUGACUUUAAAGAUAGAAAGGACAAAUACGGUUCAAGGCGCUAUUCGGAUUACAGAAAAGAUAGCAAAAUUAAAGAACGCACCAAAGAUAGAAAACAAAAAGUAGUUUCAAAAAAAGUUGAACUUAAUGCUAAAGAAGAUGUUCACUUUGGUGAUUUUGUAGUUUGUGAUAGUUGGUCACUCGAUAAUGAAGAUACCAAUAUAUCUAGCCCGAAAACAGAUAAAUCUGAUUCUCAGAGUUCAGCACCAGAAAGAAAGAAUUAUAAAGAACCGUCAGAGUUGCUAAGAGCCAGCGCUGCCAAAAAGAAUGAAAUUAUUAAAAGGGUUACAACCGACAAUAGAAUAAAAAUUCAGCCGAUAAUAGACACGUUUAAAUAUGAAACUGACGAUAAUAAUGAAGACGUAUUGAAUAUUUUUGAUGCAGAGACAAAUAUUGAUAAAUUUGCAACAGUACGAUCCACAAAGCUGUCGUUGUAUGAUUCGCCUAACAAAAAAUCCAUAGAUUUAGACGAUACUUCAAGAGAUUUAUCAUUGGAUGAUACGUUUUUAGAAUCGGUGAUAAAUGAAAUCAAGGUUGAGGAGCUAAACGAAGACGAUAGUCAAGAUAAGGGGCUGGUUGAAUACGAAUCACCAAAUAACGAUGAUACACCAAAUACAUCCGUCAGUGAGUCUGUUACACCUGAAAUAGUACAGAAAGAAAAGAAAAACGAGUACUCAGACGGGUAUAGGUCAACUGAAAGUGGCUAUAAAACAAGUGAUACGGUCGAAAGUUUCAAGUCAGGGGUAGAAUUUCGUCUUUCAAUUGAAAAGGAGCUAGACGAUGCGUUGAAUGCAGAUAAAAUGUCGAAGGUCAAUUUAGAUUCUCUUGAAUCAUGGACGUUUGUUUUGAAAAUAUGUCAGCCGUUGUUAUUUCGGCAUGACAAGAACAAGUGCUACAAAGAGACACUAUCAACACCAAAGCUAUGGUAUUCUACAAAUCCAAAAUUAUGUUCUUGUGUGAAAGAAAGGGAUGUCGUUUAUGAAGAACUGGAGAUCAACAAGAUGAACUUAGUUGACCGGGUUUACGGAUGUGAUCAAAUAUCGGAAGUGACAACAUCCAAGUGUCGCAACUGGUAUCCAUCGAGUAAUAAUUGUCUUGUCGAGAGUAAACUGCAACUCUCGAGUGAAUGGGAGGCAGAUGACAGUCAACAGUCACUCGGAAAAGAGAGGAGGUCUCUCACUCCUAAGACAGAAGAGUUGGACCUGGAUAGAGAGUACCAUAGAUUUAUGGAAGCUGUGUGGCCAGAUGUGAUAGAGACCAAAAAGGAAACGUCGGGAAGUACCACACCAGUGCAAGAAAAUAGAAAGAAGAGAAAGGAAGAUAACGAUACGAGGGAAGAAGAAAAGAGAACGAAGAAGAUGAAGUUGAGCAGUGAAGGGUGGAGUCAAGAGUCUGAAGUGGAAGAGGAUGAUAGGAGCAAGAAGAAAAAUGAGAAAGCGAAGAGCAGAAAGAGAAAACACUCCACGUCAAUAUCGUCUUCGUCGGACAGCGAAGAAGAUUCGAAAAAGAAAAAGAAAGCACUUAAAAAGAAGGCAAUGAAAAAGGCGAAAUCCAAAUCGGCUAAGCGUCGGCGCAUAGGUAGAAAACUUUUGAAGAAAUUAAAAGAAAAACAGAAGAAAAGUAAAAAGAAAAUUGAAGACGACUCUGACAGUGAAAAAUCCAAGAAAUCUAAGAAAAGAAAAUCGGAAAAGGAUAAAAAGAAAGACAAAAAGAGGAAAAAGACAAAAAAAGUGAGCAGCAGUAGCAGCAGUAGUUCCUCUUCAGAUAGUGAAAGCGAACGGAAGACGAGCAAGAAGAACAGAGAAAAGAACCGAAAAAGAGGGAAGACUUCAUCGGAAACGCAAAACGAAAUCAUUCAUCAGGUCGACGCGAACAUAUUAAAUAACAUUAAAACUGAAAAAACAACAGACGACGAGGAAUCAAAAUUGAUGGAAUUUUCACCGAGACGACAGAAACCACGAGAAAUCAUCAACGUCAAAGAGUUACAGAACGAUUUCGUUGGGAAUACACAUGUCAAAGAGGAGAUCGAAGAAAAGAUUGAGAAAGUAAGAGAUGAAAAAGAGAAAGAGGCGGAAGAAGUAGAAGAGUCUAAAAGCCCAAUCGUCGAGAGUAAGAAAAGUGAAUGCUGUUUAAAGGAUGACUCGGAUGAUGCAGACACAGAGACCAGUACGGUAGACGAAGUUGGAGAGAAUCAGGAAUCACCAACAGAGAAGGAGCUGAAGCCAAUUGAACCGGUGAAGCCAGACGAGAACUCGCAAUGCUCCUCCCAGGAAUCCGUUUACAGUGCGAAGAACGAAGACUCCAAAUCGACGGACGUCCAGGACUACGAGAAGGACGAGAGCCACCUGCGUCCGUCCUCUCAGAACUCCAACUACACUUUCAAGGACGUCAUAGACGCCAGAGGCUACAAGGAGGAGAAGUUCGAGAGCUACGAACCGGCCGAGUACGACGUCUACGAGCAGAUGGCGAUGGCCUACCAGAGCGACGUGGCCGGUCAGGCCAGAUCCCCGAUCGACACGAGCGUGUCCCGCAUAGAGACCGUGGUGCGCGUGCGCAGCUGCGGAGAGAUCACUUGCGAUUGGAGACCCGGUCGCGACCCCGCCGACCCCUCGCCCCACAGGCCUUCGCGGUGGGGUUUGAAGCCCGGCGAAGUAAACAUAGUGCUGACGGGCGGCGACCCUCAGCCCGUCUACAAGAUCCAGAGCCUUGCCAACAGAAAUGACAACAAUACGCCCAUAAGCUACGACGAAGCCUACAUGGACACGUACGGUGCAUCCGAUCGGCUGCAGUACGGAGACUGUUUUGCCACAGAAAUCAAACCCGCCAAAGGGGAGCCCGUCCAGCCCCAGGAGGACAAACGGAGCACCCUCGACGACAGGAUCAGCCAGGCUCUCAGAGAGACAGUGUUGGGCGAUGUCGCGAAGGAGCUCCCCGGGGAUGAGCGUGGGACCGGUGAAAAGACUGGAACAGGCGAGUCCCGCGUGCCGAGUAAGCGGGUUCGAUUCGCGGACGGGUACACUCCCGGACAGGACUCGGACACGGAGCCUCCCCCCGUCAAGAAGAGACGAGUCCGUCGUUCGGGCUGCGCCUGGCCGUGUCCCUCGACUCACCCAGACCACGUGUCUCUCUGGGACGCCUUGCCGCCGCCUCCGCCGCCCCCGGGGGACCCGCCCCUCAGGAGAGCGAGGCCCAGAGUUCCAGAGGCACUGCUGGGUGUAGGCAUGGGCGGGGGCGUUGGCGUGGGCGUGGGCGGGUUCAUGCCGCCGGAACCUCCGCCCGGACUUAUAGCCCUGCAUUGAAGGAUAUAAAUGACGAUAUUGUAAUUUAUAAGUAUUUUAAGAAAUAAUAUUGUAAAUAAAUGGAUAUUGAUUGUU
Molecule: messenger RNA, 4258 nt
Organism: Pieris napi
Lineage: Eukaryota; Metazoa; Arthropoda; Insecta; Lepidoptera; Pieridae
Product: transcriptional regulator ATRX-like
Exons: 20
Coding region: 161-4183 (1340 amino acids)
Source: RefSeq, a predicted model, not a curated record